Ipomoea nil (Japanese morning glory) is the source of this 837-nucleotide messenger RNA. RefSeq lists its product as uncharacterized. The record is from RefSeq and is a predicted model, not a curated record. NCBI's taxonomy places the organism in Eukaryota, Viridiplantae, Streptophyta, Magnoliopsida, Solanales, Convolvulaceae. Bases 1 to 837 code for a protein of 278 amino acids. The transcript is spliced from 2 exons.
AUGGCCAAACAGUGUGUAAUCCAGGGGACUCUUGGGCAGACAACUGGUAUAGCUAAGGAAAAGGGAGGCCUCUACAUAAUGGAGGAACCAAAUAUGAAGAAUAAGCAGCUUGUUGCACAGUGCACUAACUUGGAAACUUGGCAUCAAAGUGAGUUCAAGAUUAAGGACUUGGGAAGCUUGGGGUACUUUCUGGGCAUUGAAGCUCAUAUGAAUACUAAUGGAUUAAAUAUAUGUCAAAGGAAAUAUGCCCUCGAUAUCUUAGAAGAAGCAGGUUUUCUCAACUGCAAACCAUUUGCCACCCCAAUGGUUCCUGGACAGAGAUUAAACAAAGAAAAUGGCUCCCCUCUCAGUGAUGCAGCUCCCUACAGACGGCUAGUUGGUCGCUUAUUAUAUUUGACGGCUACAAGGCCGGAUCUUACAUAUACCACUCAACAAUUGAGUCAAUUUGUGGACUCUCCAACAUCAGAACACAUGAGUGCUGCUCACCGUGUUCUUCAUUACAUUAAGGGAGCUCCCAGGCAAGGUCUGUUGUAUCCAGCAAAUAGUAGAAUUCAGCUACAUGUCUUUGCAGACUCUGACUGGGCUUCUUGUCCAGAAACGCGCAAAUCCAUUACGGGAUUCUGCAUUUUCCUAGGAUCUGCUCUCAUCUCCUGGCGAUGCAAGAAGCAAAUGACUGUCUCACGUUCCUCCUCAGAAGCAGAGUAUCGCUCCCUUGCAUCAACUGUCUGUGAGACACAGUGGAUAACAUCUCUGCUCAGUGACUUACAAUGUAAACCAGUCAAGCCUGCCGCCGUGUUUUGUGAUAGCAAAUCGGCUAUUGCCAUUGUUGAGAAUUGA